This is a messenger RNA of Cornus florida, 2919 nucleotides long. Its product is annotated as protein KINESIN LIGHT CHAIN-RELATED 3. Gene Ontology annotation, molecular function: protein binding. The transcript is spliced from 3 exons. NCBI's taxonomy places the organism in Eukaryota, Viridiplantae, Streptophyta, Magnoliopsida, Cornales, Cornaceae. Bases 255 to 2651 code for a protein of 798 amino acids. The record is from RefSeq and is a predicted model, not a curated record.
GUAAAGUUCCCAUAUCGCCCUCAAAUUUUACCAGAAUUCCAAUUGUUGUCCUCCUAUGCCUCAUCAAACACAUACAUUGUUCCACACCCCUCACCAAAGGAUAAAUUCUCUCUCUUCCCUGUUUCUAACUUUUUAUGUCUAUAUAACACAAACAAACACAAACCCACAACGUCCCAAAGUCUCCUCCUUCAUGGGUUGUCUUUAAGAUAAGUUAUUUGAUCUUUGGAGUUAUUUAUUGAUUUGCAUUUUGUAAGAUGCCUGGAGUUGUUAUGGAUGGAGUACAUGAAGAUGAUGGGGUAGUGAAUGAAUUUAAAAUUGAAAAUGGGAAUUCUACUUUGCUCAAGGAAAAUUCGGUUGCAAAUAGGUCUCCGAAGAGUCCUUUGAGUCAGCAAAGUCCCCGGACUUCCCCUGCUGGUGUCCCUUUUGAUGGGGUUGUCAACACCUCAAGUCCUCGGACUGCCCCUGCUGGAGUCCCUUUUGAUGGGGUUGUCGACACCUCAAGUCCUCGGACUGCCCCUGCUGGAGUCCCUUGUGAUGGGGUUGUCGACACCUCAAGUCCUCGGACUGCCCCUGCUAGAGCCCCUUUUGAUGGGGUUGUCGACACCUCAAUUGAAAAGCUUUAUGAUAAUGUAUAUGAGAUGCAGAGCUCUGAUCAAUCACCAUCGAGGCCUAGCUUUGGAUCGGAUGGUGAUGAGUCUAGGAUUGAUUCGGAGUUGCGCCAUCUUGUGGGAGGAGAGAUGAGGGAGGUGGAGAUAGUGGGGGAUGAAGAGGUGGAAAAGCCUUUGGAUGAUUGUCAUAGUGAUUCCACUUCUAAGAGGGAGAAUUCAUCAGUGGAUAAGAAGUCGGGGAAGUUGGAUAAGACCCAAUCUUCAAGUACCAAGUCUCCUUCCGCACAAGCAAAGAAAGCUUCUCACUCGCUGCUGGAAUCCGAAGUAUCAUCAAAAUCUGGGUCUAAGAGCAAAAGUCCGCAGGAGAAACCUCCUGUUGAUAAGUGGAAUGAUAAGAAUUUGAGAAAAGCAAAUGCAGGAGGCAUCUCCAUUAAAAAACAGAGGUAUUCACAUUUAGGAGGUGUGAAGUUACAAAAUGGAAUUGAGGAUUCAUCCGAGUCUGGUUUAGAUAACCCAGAUCUUGGACCAUUUCUCCUUAAGCAAGCAAGGGAUUUGAUUUCUUCUGGGGAUAAUCCCCAGAAAGCUCUCGAAUUAGCUCUCAGAGCAGCAAAAUCAUUUGAGAAAUGUGCAAAUGGGAAGCCGAGUUUAGAUGUGGUGAUGUCUUUGCAUGUAACAUCAGCAAUAUACUGUAAUUUGGGUCAGUAUAGUGAGGCAAUUCCAGUGCUCGAGCAUUCAAUUGAGAUCCCAGUGAUUGAGCAAGGACAAGAUCAUGCCCUUGCUAAAUUUGCUGGUCAUAUGCAGUUGGGUGAUACUUUUGCAAUGUUGGGCCAACUUGAGAACUCAAUAGCCUGUUACAUGACGGGUUUGGAAGUCCAGAAACAAGUUUUGGGAGACACAGAUCCCAGAGUUGGUGAGACUUGCAGGUAUCUGGCUGAAGCUAAUGUUCAGGCAUUGCAAUUUGACGAGGCUGAGAAGCUUUGUCAGAUGGCACUUGACAUACAUAGGGAGAAUGGUUCACCUGCUUCUCUUGAAGAGGCAGCAGAUAGGAGGCUCAUGGGCCUUAUAUGCGAAACAAAAGGAGAUCAUGAAGCUGCUCUUGAGCAUCUGGUCUUGGCUAGCAUGGCCAUGGUGGCAAAUGGCCAUGAAACGGAGGUGGCGUUCGUGGAUUGCAGCAUUGGAGACACUUACUUAUCCAUGGCUCGGUAUGACGAGGCUGUUUUUGCUUAUCAGAAGGCACUUACAGCUUUCAAAUCCACCAAAGGUGAGAAUCAUCCAGCUGUUGCUGCAGUGUUUGUCCGUUUGGCCGACUUGUAUAACAGGACGGGAAAGCUGAGGGAAUCAAAGUCCUACUGUGAAAAUGCCCUUCGAAUUUAUGAAAAGCCCCUUCCUGGGAUUCCUGCGGAGGAGAUUGCCAGUGGUCUGACUGAUGUUUCUGCUAUUUAUGAAUCAAUGAACGAGCUUGAGCAGUCACUUAAGUUGUUACAGAAGGCACUAAAGAUAUAUAAUGAUGCCCCUGGUCAGCAAAGCACAAUUGCAGGAAUUGAAGCACAGAUGGGAGUUGUGUAUUAUAUGUUGGGAAAAUACUCUGAAUCUUACACUUCCUUCAAGAAUGCCAUUUCAAAGCUCCGGGCAAGUGGAGAGAAGAAAUCUGCCUUCUUUGGUAUUGCUCUGAACCAAAUGGGGCUAGCUUGUGUGCAGCGUUAUGCUAUAAACGAGGCUACAGAAUUGUUUGAAGAAGCAAAGAGUAUUUUGGAGCAAGAGUAUGGACCUUAUCACCCAGACACACUCGGGGUAUAUAGCAAUCUUGCUGGUACUUAUGAUGCAGUUGGCAGGUUGGAUGACGCAAUUGAGAUUUUGGAACGUGUUGUUGGUAUGAGAGAGGAAAAGCUUGGGACAGCGAAUCCGGAUGUUGAUGAUGAAAAGAAAAGGUUGGCUGAGUUAUUGAAAGAGGCAGGCAGGGUCCGGAGUAGAAAAGCCAGAUCACUUGAAAAGCUCCUCGAUGCCAACCAUCACGCUGUAAACAACGAUGCCAUUAAGGUAUGACAAGGGUAGUUAUAUAUAUUUUUGAACAAUGUAAUAUAGGAGAUAACACUAUUUAUAAUCAGAAAAAAGGAGAAAAAAUACCGAUGAACGUGUUGAUUAGAUUCCUGUUGUGUUGGUGAAUGAAAAAUAAUUGCAGGGUGAGGAUUGGUUGUAAUAUUGAUUUAUAUUUUCAUAUUGGUCAGAGGUCAUUCUAUUUUGUAUUACAUUAUUAUUGUAAUCAUGGGAAUUCCCUGUUGACAUUAUAAUCAUAUUGUAUAUUGUUCGAUCA